Aspergillus clavatus NRRL 1 is the source of this 2319-nucleotide messenger RNA. Its product is annotated as ubiquitin-specific protease UBP14. The transcript has 6 exons. Bases 1 to 2319 code for a protein of 772 amino acids. NCBI's taxonomy places the organism in Eukaryota, Fungi, Ascomycota, Eurotiomycetes, Eurotiales, Aspergillaceae. The record is from RefSeq and is a predicted model, not a curated record. Gene Ontology annotation, biological process: protein deubiquitination. Gene Ontology annotation, molecular function: protein binding; zinc ion binding; cysteine-type deubiquitinase activity.
AUGUUAAUCUACAAGCUCUUCAUCCACCCUCGGAAUCCCAAGCUGUCUAUCGUGAAGAUUGAUGACGACGCUGGGUUGAAUGUUUGUCUCUCUUGCUUCAAUGGAGGCUGUGCGGGCGAUCGCAAUCAUGCUGAGCUACACUACAAGCGCUUCGGUCACCCUUUGGCUCUCAACAUGAAAAGAUCGCGAAAGAAGGUACAGCGCGACGAACCUCCACCCAAGAUCUCAAAACUCGCAAUCGCAGCAGAAACAGAUGAAGAUCGUUACGACACAGCAACUUACGUCGUUUGCUAUCAAUGUCACUCCGAUCGGAUUGAUCCAUCAAGUGGCAACCUUCCAGAUGUGAUCGGGGGUGUCAUGAAGGCCUUGACGUUCUCGAAGAGAGAAGAGAUCAAAGCCUGGGAGCAAGAGUUUGUUCCCUGUGAGCAUACACUCUGUUUGGUCCAGCAAGACUCCAAACGGAUUGAAUCCCAAGAACUCAGUCAGUGCUCAAUGUGCCCUCUCAAGGAAAAUCUGUGGCUUUGCUUGGAAUGUGGCAAUCUCGGGUGCGGACGCAGCCAAUUUGGUGGGAUGGGAGGCAAUUCACAUGCACUUGCACAUGCGGACUCGACAUCCCAUGCCGUAGCCGUCAAGCUUGGCUCGAUAACUGCAGAUGGGAAUGCUGACAUUUACUGUUACAAAUGUACUGAAGAAAGGACAGAUCCAGCUCUUGCGACUCAUCUCGCUCACUGGGGGGUCAACCUGAGCGGUCGUGAAAAAACCGAGAAAAGUCUAAUGGAAAUGCAGGUCGAGCACAAUUUGCGAUGGGAGUUCUCGAUGACAACUGAGGAUGGCCACGAGCUCACGCCAAUUUUCGGCCCUGGUUUCACAGGGUUGGCCAAUCUUGGAAAUAGUUGCUAUCUCUCAAGCGUCAUUCAGUGCUUAUUUUCUCUCCCGGAAUUUCAGCAAAGAUACUAUCGUGGUGGCGACGAGCCACCAUUGACCGCUAAACCGGCCGAGGAUCUAGAGACUCAGAUGGAGAAACUUGCUGAUGGCAUUCUUUCCGGUCGUUAUUCAAAACCCAACGUGGAUGUGUUUGCCUCGCCCGAUUCAGCGGAAGUUCCUCCCCAGAAAGGGCUGUUGCCAUCAAUGUUCAAAUUUCUUGUGGGGAGUGGUCAUGAGGAGUUCUCGACGAUGAGGCAGCAGGAUGCGUUUGAAUUUCUCCUCCACCUAUUCAAACUGCUUCAAAGGAUGCAAUGUCCCGAGGAGGGAAAGAAUCCUAUCGAAUGUUUUCAGUUCGCUCUUGAGCAACGUCUUCAGUGCCAGUCCUGUAGGAAAGUCCGCUACCGAUUGGAUGAGCAAGACAACGUCUCCAUUCCCGUCCCUGUCCGUCGACUCCCUGUUAGUGGUGAUACGACCUCUGUGGCUCAAUUCGGGACGGUGACGCUAUUCGAGUGCCUGGCUGCUUUCACUGCGAGCGAAACCGUUGAGCUCAGUUGCCCUGCCUGCGGAAGCAAGGAUGGAUUCUCGAAACGAUCUUCAUUCAAGACUUUCCCACAGGAAUUGGUAAUCAACGCCCGACGAUUUGAGGUUGUUAAUUGGGUUCCCACCAAAUUAGAUAUUCCGGUAGACGUCAGCGAUGCGCCAUUGGAUUUCACCCCGUAUCUAAGCAGCGAUCGGGAACAUGGCGAGGAAUCUCUCCCAGACGAGGACAUCUCGAACAGUGUGUUCUUGCCUGAUCAUGAUGCUCUUGACCAGCUUCUUGCCAUGGGCUUUCCUCGGAUCAGGUGUGAAAGGGCACUUUAUUCGACAGGCAACUCCAAUGCUGAGGAUGCAAUGAACUGGCUUUUUGCCCAUGUGGACGAUCCUGAUAUUGAUGAACCCGUUGUACGGGACCAGGUCUCUGCGGGAGCCCACAUGGACCAGCAAGAUCCACAGGCGGUGGCUCAAUUGAGCGAGAUGGGCAUCGAUGAAAAGCGCGCCAGGAAGGCCUUGGCUGCUUCGGAUGGUGAUGUGAAUAGGGCCAUUGACUGGGUUUUCAGUCAUCCGGAUGAUGCUUCUGACAGUCAUACUUCCGAGUCUCAGUCAGGAUCUCGGCUUGGUAGCCAUGGCCGAACACCUGGGUCUUUUGAUACCCCAGCUAUGUAUCAACUUCGUGCCAUUGUUUGCCAUAAAGGAUCUUCAGUUCAUGCAGGUCACUAUGUCGCAUUUGUUCGGAAAGUUCUGCCAGGCGAAGAUGCUUCAUCAUGGGUCAUGUUCAAUGAUGAGAAGGUUGUGAAGGUUGAUGAUAUUCAAGAGAUGAAGAAAUAUGCAUAUCUCUAUUUCUUCUCUCGGGUCUAA